Molecule: messenger RNA, 1866 nt
Organism: Spodoptera exigua (beet armyworm)
Lineage: Eukaryota; Metazoa; Arthropoda; Insecta; Lepidoptera; Noctuidae
Source: the annotation of a GenBank genome assembly
UGUGACGUUACAUAUUUUUAGACUGGCAACACUUGACUUAAGUAAUAAUAGCAAACUUUCCUAGCGCGUAACGAAGUUGUCCUUACCAUUAAUAAAUCUUUAUUUUAGGAAACGCCAGGCUAUCUGGCUUAAAUUAGUGUUAUGAAAACAUUAAAGCAUUACUGAGGAACACAAUAAAAAGUAUUCGGUAAACAACCGAACGCCAUUCAGGCUUACUAUUAUGAACACAACAGCAACCUUCUCUUCAGAUCAUUCAUGGAGCCGACGGUGUUCUACAGAAACAGUGUUCAGCAUACAAGGAAAGGAAACCGAUAUUGCGCGCGACACGAGCGAUACGGAGGCGGCGGAUAGCGAUGCGACCGACGCUAGUGAUGUGGAGUAUGAGCCCGUAACGGAGCCCGAGGACAUCGGCCCUCUCGACAACAACGAUACUUCAGCCAACAGCGACAACGACAAUAUAAUAGCGACAAAGGUGAUCGAGGUGUCGGUGGGCGACGAUGGCGAGCUUCAGUUCGCGGACUCGGAGCGCACGGACUCGCAUGAGAGCGACAGUGAGAUGGACCUAUACGACUACUGGAACUGCGCGCAGUGCCGCGCAGAGAACAAUAAUCCUCUGUACAGAUACUGCCAUAAGUGCUUCCAGGUUCGCAAAAACUUCUUCCCGCCGAGACCGAGACCCAAACGGAACAGGCACACGGACACGGACAAAACUGACGAGAUACCGCGCACACUCUCACAGGACUCUGGAGUGGACUCGCCGAUGAGCCAAGAGGUGGACGUGCCCACCAGCCAGGAGGUGGACCCCAACUUCGGUGAGGGCACGUCUGGUAAUGCUGAACCCGACCUUAGCAUAGUUCGUAGGUACCGUAAGCGACGCGCCGAGUCCGCCGACCGACGUACCAAACGCAAACGUCUAUCGCGAACUGAUUCUGACACAGAUCUCGAUUCGGACGACGAUAGCCAAACGAAAAUCGACGUGCGACCACUCGUUAAAACUGUUAGCGAUCCCGCGAUCACCAUUGAUGAUAAACCCCCCGUUAAGAUCACUAAAAAAGUGAUAGCGAACACUUUGAUCGAUAAACUGGAGGACACCAAGAACUUGUGUAUGAUUUGUAUAUCGGAACCCAAGUCCGGGGUGUUCGUGCACGGGCGGAUAGCGCACAUCUGUUGCUGUUACAAGUGCGCUGUCAAAGUGUGGGCCAAGGCCAAGCGCUGCCCAGUCUGUAACUGUAAGGUCAGCAAUGUGCUGAAGGCAGUGGUCAUGUAGACGUGAGGAUGACCUCUGGACGAUCCCAUCAAACCAUUUACUUCACAUUAGGUCCCUAUAUCAAUUCAUUACGCGUGCAAUGUUCUCUUGUAAAAAUGAUUAUUAAUUACCCACAAAUGAGCUCUACUUACGAAUUAGGAAAAUAAUAAAUUCAAAAUAUUUAAUUUCUAUGUUUCAUAUCGUCCACAUAGGUCGCUAGUUAGGACUUGGACUCGACAUAAGGCCGGGAAUUACUUUGUAAGUGAUGGCUGAGUGAACGGAAAAUCGAGUGAAAUGGUGGUCAAAUUCAAGUAAGUAUGGGAUGAUAUGAAUGAAUGAUUGAAUGAGUUAUGUUGUUUGUACAUAAUGGCUAAUAGUUGCCUUAUUUGUAUGUUUAUAAUAUUAAACUAUAUCUGUUUCUUUGUGAUACAAUAAUAUUUUCACGUAAAUCUAAAACUUAAGUAUGUUAUAUUGUGUUAUAAGAUAUAGCUUUGUGUAUAAUUUCUUACUAGCCUCAACAUUUUUGAAUUAUUCUUAUUACGCUUUUGUUUUUCCUUUAAAAUUUUAACAGUUACUGGGCAAUAGCAUUUUGCACUAUAGAAUAUAAAUGGUGCUAUUAG